This is a messenger RNA of Arabidopsis arenosa, 1134 nucleotides long. NCBI's taxonomy places the organism in Eukaryota, Viridiplantae, Streptophyta, Magnoliopsida, Brassicales, Brassicaceae. The record is from the annotation of a GenBank genome assembly.
GACAGAGAGAGAUAGAGUUGUGACAAGAGAUUCAUGGCGGAAGUUUGCGGAGUGAGAAGGAUAAAGCUUGGAAGCGAAGGCCUUGAGGUAUCGGCGCAAGGCCUUGGUUGCAUGGGCCUCUCCGCUUUCUACGGUGCUCCCAAGCCUGAAAAUGACGCCAUCGCUCUCAUCCACCACGCUGUUAACUCCGGCGUCACGUUCCUUGACACCUCCGACUUCUACGGUCCUGAGACCAACGAGCUUCUCCUAAGCAAGGCUCUCAAGGAUGGGGUGAGAGAAAAAGUAGAACUUGCGACCAAAUAUGGAAUCAGGUAUGCAGAGGGGAAAGUAGAGUUUAAGGGAGAUCCUGCUUAUGUAAGAGCUGCGUGUGAGGCUAGUUUAAAGAGGCUAGAUGUUCACUGCAUUGAUCUUUAUUAUCAGCAUCGAAUUGAUACUCGUGUCCCUAUCGAAAUCACUAUUGGAGAGCUGAAGAAGCUAGUUGAAGAAGGUAAAAUAAAGUAUAUCGGUUUGUCUGAAGCUUCAGCUUCAACUAUCAGACGAGCACAUGCUGUUCACCCGAUAACCGCUAUGCAAAUAGAAUGGUCCUUAUGGUCGAGAGAUGUGGAAGAAGAUAUCAUUCCAACCUGCAGGGAACUUGGGAUUGGAAUUGUUGCUUACAGUCCUCUAGGAAGAGGUUUCUUUGCAUCAGGACCGAAGCUUACUCUACCAAGAUUCCAACAGGAAAACUUAGACCACAACAAGAUUCUCUUUGAGAAAGUUUCUGCAAUGUCGGAGAAGAAAGGGUGCACUCCCGCGCAACUAGCCCUUGCAUGGGUUCAUCACCAGGGAGAUGAUGUUUGCCCCAUCCCAGGAACCACUAAGAUUGAAAACCUUAACCAGAACAUUGGAGCUUUAUCAGUGAAACUUACUCCCAAUGAGAUGUCUGAGCUCGAGUCCCUUGCCCAACCAGAGUCUGUGAAAGGAGAAAGAUCCAUUAGCAUCCUGACCACGUUCAAGAACUCUGAGACUCCACCAUUAUCUUCUUGGAAAGCCGCUUAAAAUCGUCCGAGUUUCUCUGGUUGUUGUGGGGUUCAUGACACUGAAGUGGUCUAACUUAUAUCAGCCAGAUCAAGGUAAUAAAUGUGUUAAUGCCUU